GACAACUUAGGAGAUUGCUCUAUUGCUGAAGCCGAACAACUGUUGUCCGGCCAACUCAAUCUGGCCGCCUCGCUAAUCUUUCACUCCUGAUACUCUCCCUUCCUUUGAGGGGAUAUCCAAGAUUUUUGCGCGCACUUGGAAGCUGUUCAACCGGAGUCCCCAAGCACUCCAGCGUCGCUCGUUUCCACCUCCACCGCAUAGCCCACCUUCUCCCCAUGCACCAAAGUUCAGUCUAUCUUUAGGCGACCGUCCUCGAUCGAUUUCGUCUGACCUCGACAGCCUCAGAAUGGCUUUCAAUUUCGGGGCUUCCAACCCCGCUGCUGGAGGGCCUGCAGCUGAGUUGGGACCCGAGCUCCCGGAUGUUAUUGCUGAUGAGGUCGGUUUCAAAGGUGUUUCCGGUGAUAGCAAUGUCCGGUUCCUUCCUACCACCUGGCCUGAAGAUGCCCUUCCAGCUCCAACAAGCUCCCUUCUGGCUGUCGCGCCGACCAAAGGAAUAGUGGCCGGUGCCGCCCCGAACUCGCUUGUUAUCGCGUCGUCGGACGCAGUGCGAAAGGCCAUCGGCGCAACGACCGGGGAAAGCAAAGUCAAGACUAAACCCUUCGAACCACAAGCGACUCUACCCCUUCCUGCGCGACCUACACAUGUGGCUUUCGCCUCUGGCGACAAUGCCUUAGUCUUAGCGACCGAAAAUGGCGCGGAACUUGCGGUCUAUCAGACUGCGACUCUGCUGACGGGAAACCCGCAGCCUGCCUUGGCCAUCCCGAUGAACGGCACAACCCUUCGCGCCAUGGCACCCAAUCCUACACCGUCAGAAGAUAUCCUUUCAUCUCUGGUCGCACUAGUCACAGCAAAUGGCGAGCUUUUGAUUGCCGAUUUGAAAGGAGCGAGUCUAAUCCGGGGACCUAGCGGGCAGGUACUCAGGACCGGAGUAAGCUCCGUAUGCUGGAGUAACAAAGGGAAACAGCUUGUGGCUGGUCUUGCAGAUGGAACAGCAGUUCAACUAACUCCUGACGGUACCCAAAAGGACGUAAUACCCCGCCCUUCUGACCUGGAAGGCGAUUGUCACGUGUCGUCCAUUGCCUGGCUUGAAAAUGACAUAUUCUUGAUGGUAUAUACGCCAAAUGCGACCGAAGAUGAUAUGGGUCAGACGCCUUCGUCUUCGUACUAUAUCAUCACCAGAAGAAAAGGCGCACCGUUCCUGGUCCAGAAGAUGCCGGAACUGUGCAUGCCAUUUGGUGUGAACCGCGCCCCAGCCUACCAGUUUAUUGCGCGUCUGAGGGACUACAAGCCGCACUUGAAAGACAUCCUAAUCGUAUCUUCAACAGCAUCUACAGAUAUAGGUCUUAUCACCCGGUCCGAUCAACCACUAGCUAGCGAUGACGCUGCCAAAGGCACCGUGGGUCUCUUUACAACAACAGAGGUCAAUGACGACACAAAGAGAGCCUCACUCCCUUUAAAUGAGGCCACUAGUGAAACUUCAGUAAUUGGAUUAGGGGUUGACCUCUCUAGCACCGAACCUGUGGUUUCCCCAAUCCAAGGCGAAGACAUUGCGGAAAGUUCCACGCCUCUGCCCAAUCUCUUCCUCUUGAACAACGAAGGCAUACUGUGCUCUUGGUGGAUCAUAUAUUCAGAGUCUAUUCGCCAGAAACUGCCCUACCAUGGUCUGGUCUCGGUAAGCCCGCAACAACCGACACCGCAAGCACAAGCACCAGAACCAGCGCAGCCCACCACGCGGCCUGCGUUCGGACAGCCUGCAUUUGGACAGUCGGCCUUUGGCAGCCCUUCGGCAAUGGGUUCGUCGCCGUUUGGCAAACCUUCUGCUGCCCCAGCGUUUGGCAGCCCCUCAGCUCUAGGUAGCCGACAACCUGCCUUUGGAACGCCAUCGGCUCCCAGUGGCCCAUCAUUUGGAUCGCCAUCCCAGAUUAAACCUUCAUUCGGCGCGCCUAGUACUCUGGCGCGCGCAACGCCCCAAUUUGGCCAGUCGGGCUUUGGAGCAAGUGCUGCGCCCAGCUUUGGGCAACCGUCCACACCAGGUAAACCGCUCUCUUUCGGUACGCCCAGCGCUACCCCAGGAGGAGGAUUUGGCUCGUUUGCGAAUGCAGGAGGAUUCUCCAGCUUUGCGGCACCCAAACCGGCAACAGAAUCUCCCUUUGCGAAAGCCGCCGGCGAAUCUCCUUUCGGUAAACCUGUCACUGAAUCACCUUUUGGCAAGGUUUCAACCGAGAGUCCUUUUGCGAAGCCUUCAGGCCCAUCGAUUUUCGGCACCCAGGCUCAGACCGACACAGCCUUCACACCUCAGAAGGCGGACGAAUCUAAGGGUGGCUUUGGCGCCUCAAGCAGCUUCGUACUUGGUUCCACUUUUAAGGGCGACGGCACUGCUGUCAAUGACGGUCCAAAGCCUGAAAAGGCAUCUGGGUUAUUUUCCUUUGGCACGUCUCUGGACGAUAUGAUCUCCACACCUGAUAAGACCAGUCCGCCAACAGAAUCGAUGGACGACACCGAAGAUCAGCCUGUGGUGACCCAACCUGAGAAGCCAGCAGCCAAGGAGCCUUCAACAUCAGUGUUUGGCGCGCCCUCUAAAAUAGAUACCUCAAAAACGACGUCGAUAUUCGGUUCUCAGACGCAACCUCAGCCAGCGACACAAACCAACAAGUCUCCCUUCUCCUUGUUCGGAAACGCCGCUGCGGAGAAACAGGUAACCAGUCCCCUCUCUCCACAAUCGGAAAAGACAACUGUCGCUAGCUUAACGCCCAAAGCGGAGAAAAUCUCUAUUGCCGAACCGCCUCUCCCUCCUGACCCAACAAGCAGGGCCGCGUAUGGCCCAGGCGAUACCUCUGCAUCUUCCAACGUCUCUAAGAGCUCGGUCGAAGAUGUCAAACUGGAAGCACCGCUCCCACCUGAUUUCACGAGCGGGAUCACAGGCAAAGCGGUAAAGCCUGCGGCAGACGAGGCUCCAUUCCCUCCUGAACCAGCAGCUCCUGAGUCACCUGCUGCAUCUGACGAGGAGGCUGGGCCACUGCCUGAAGAAUCAGACGUGGAUGAGUCCGAAAAAGAGCCGAGUGAGGGGGCUGACGAAUCUGACUUCGCUGAUAGCGGAGAGGAAAUCACCCAUGACAUUGAUGAAGAAGAGGAAGAGCCUGAAGCCACUGGCCAGACACCGAAGAUUUCACCAGAGAGUUCUUUUGGGACUGGCAUCUCCGAACAAAGUCCCGCCGGAGGGUUGUUCUCUCGCAUUUCCAGGCCCGGACAACAACAACCGCCGCGCCAGUUGUUUGGGGAGAUUGCUAAACCCAUGUUCCCACCGAAAACUCAUGUCGACCGCGAACCCCGAGAUCGCCUAGUCCAUGCUCCGCAAAUUCCGGGUAGCACGCUUGCUGCCCGUAAGGCUGCUUUGACCGAGGCAGCUCUGGGUGAUCAACGUCUCCGACAGGAAUCUGACCGCACAGCCCGUGAACAGCAGGCCCGCUUGAAGAUUCAAGCUCAAAGAGAGGAAGAAGAAGCAUUGUCCCUUUCCGACGAUGACGAAGAUGAGAGACUUCGCGCGGAUCUUGCCCAACCACUCGAGCCUGUUCCAACACUUGACCCCUUCCUGCCGCACCAGGACUAUAUGGGUCAAACCACAAAGCCAGGAAUUCCCGGUCAAAUCGAGAGGUUAUACCGUGACAUCAACUCAAUGAUUGAUACGCUAGGCAUCAACUCUCGAGCUCUGUCGUCCUUCCUUCUAUAUCAACAAUCGCCGCGAGACUCCGAGAGAUGGAUACAAACCCUGAAGACUGAUCACCCAGCCGACGUUUUAGACGAGGAGGUACUUCUCGGAGAAAUCGAAAAGCUCGACGAUGCUGUGCUUAUGCUUGCCAAUUCUCUCCAAGAGCAGCGGGUGCAACGUGUGGAGGAGAAGCUUGAGACCUGCCGCGAAUUACUGAGCAAAGACAUUCUCACGCUCAGAGGCCAGUGUGCAAGCAUUCGGAAGACUCUUGACGCUCAUACUGACACUGCCGCGAUCCUUUCUGCACCUCUUUCCGCGGAGCAAGCGAACCUCCAGCAAGACCUCCGGUCUGCGUUCACAAACCUGCAAGCGAGUCUGGCGGACUUGGAAUCUGCAGUAUCAAUAUUGCGGGCUAAGAUUGCAGAAGCCCCUCGGCCAGACAGCAGCCGCCAGCCAACGAAGCGCCCUACUGUGGAAGCUGUGACAUCUACAAUCGCAACUAUGAUGAACAUGGCCGAGAGCAAGAGCAGCGAUAUUGACGUUCUGGAAAUUCAAUUGAAAAAGCUCGGGAUCGAUACAACAGGCUCUCCGGCCAGCCGAGAAGGGUCCCCAUUUGCCACACCGAAAAAGGCGUUGGCAAGAUUUCCUACGACGCCUGGUUCUCGGGGGUCUAUUGACGGGCCUCUCAGUGCAUAUCACACUCCAGACUCCGCAGGCAGAUUCCGAUCGAGCGUCAACGGGUCAGCCAAGGCCAGCCGGCUUCGGAAUAUCGAAGGCGUUGGCGAACUGGCCACCAAGGAGGAGACGGCACAAUGGAAGAGCAAAUCGUUGCGUAGGCAACAUAUUAUUGGCAAUUUGAAGAAGGUGAUUGAAGCAAAGAAAUCCAAGGUCCGGGGUGUGGAUGAUUUGUAG
Messenger RNA from Aspergillus novofumigatus IBT 16806, 4618 nucleotides. RefSeq names its product FG-nucleoporin NUP159. The transcript has 4 exons. The coding region runs from base 287 to 4618 and encodes 1443 amino acids. Gene Ontology annotation, molecular function: protein binding; structural constituent of nuclear pore. The record is from RefSeq and is a predicted model, not a curated record. Gene Ontology annotation, biological process: protein import into nucleus; RNA export from nucleus. Gene Ontology annotation, cellular component: nuclear pore. NCBI's taxonomy places the organism in Eukaryota, Fungi, Ascomycota, Eurotiomycetes, Eurotiales, Aspergillaceae.